AGGAGUUGAAUCGAAAACUAGGAGAGGCAAAAUCAAAAUCCAAGCUUUCUAGGGUUUUACAGAUCUGCGAUUACCAUUGUUCCAGUUUUGUUGAAAUGUCGAGAAGAAAAUCCACCGUCGUGUUGCCCCAACCCAUACGUCGAUCAGCAAGGCUUCUCUCUAUGCAGAAUCGAGAUAGUCAAGUGAAACCCAGGAAAGAUCUGGUCUCUUUCUCGGAGCCGUCGAAGAAAACUCGCCGGGAAGUCCUACGAGGACUAUCUAAGAGAUUAGUAUACUUAGUGGAUAGUCCAAUCGAAGAUUCGAAUUCGAAAAUAUCUCCGAGAUUGAACAUUUCGAUUGAUGGGUUUCCGUCACUGAGGCGGUCUCUUAGGCUUUCAAGUAGGGAAUGUUCCGGGGUCUUAAAAGAGAAGCCUUUUACGAAGCCUGCAUUGACCUCAUCGGCGACAAUCACUGUUUCGUCUUCUGGUGCUCUGAGACGGUCUCCUAGGUUUUCGAGUGGAGGAGGAGGAUCUGUGGAUCAAUCGUCUUCUUCCAUUGGAAGAAAGUCUGGCGGUAGUGUUUUGAGUAGAUGCAGUACCAAAUCAAUUUCAUCUGAGAAAGGUAAAGGUGGAGAUGGUGUCAAAUCUAAGGAUAGAAGUAGAAGUGGUCUUCGUCCAAAGACUAAGCAGUUGUUUGAAGGUUGUGCUGAUAAUGAAGAAGAAGAGGAAGAAGUUAGUCUUUGUCUUAGUGAGAGGAAAAGGACGAGAAUUGCAAAGCCCAGUGAGGAAGUAAAUGCUGUGCCUGAAGCUGAUGAAGGGAAGAGAAUAUGGAAGGAGGAAGAAGAAGAAGAUGAAGAUGAAGGAUUGAAGACAAAGAAGAAGCUAGAGAAAGGAGGAUGGACAGAGGAGUUGGAGUUAGCUUUACAGGGAGCUUAUUUGACAGUGAAGCCAAGUCCUAAUUUCUGGAAAAAGGUUGCUAAGAUGGUGCCUGGAAAAUCCGCGCAGGAAUGUUUUGAUAAAGUGAACUCAGCCUUGAUCACUCCUCGUCAACAUCAGCCUCGAAGAGUCAGAAAAACAAACUUAUCGACCAUUCCGCAGUUUUCACUCUCUGCAAGCAAACUACUGAAACCCAAUUCACCGAAGACUAAGAUACGACAGCGCAGAAACAACCUCUCAAAGAAAACGGUCAGGCAUCUACUGGAGAAGCAAAAUCAUAUGGAUCAAGGUAGUGGAUUUGAUCUCUUCUCAGUUCUUGAGCCUAGCAUCUCAAGUAAUUUUCUCUCAACUCCAAUAGAGAAAGGGCCAAGUCUUCCGAAAAUCCUUGAAAGUCCAGUGCCUUGUUCAAGUAAAGAUCAAACAACUCUCGUUAGUCCUCCAGUACUGAAACAGGUAAAAAACAAGGCAUUGCAUGAGAGGUACAUUGAUCAUCUGCAUAUUAGGGAUGCUAAAAGAAAAGCAGAGUCUACUCGAUUUGCUGGGAAAGAGAACAUAAGACCUAUUGAAAUUCAGAAGAAGGAUUCGGUUAGGGCAGCCAAAGAUGCCCUUUUCUUUGAUGUUCAAGAAGCAAUCCAGAAGCUUAAGGGUCUGGAAGCUGAUAACUCAUCUAGUUCUUCAGAGUUUUGCUAUGACCAUGGUGAUACUGACGAAGAAGAUGAAUCAAUCUAGUUUCUAACUUGAUAUGUUUGAUUGUACUAGGGCACAGAGCGUAGAGAUUAGAGCAAGGCAUUACUGUGAAUCUUUGUUUGUAACCAUGAGCGUGAAACUACUUGUAUGAGUUUAGUUUAGUCAGAUGUUGUAUAAACGAUAAAAUCAAUUAUCUUUUCAAUAUGAAGUUCAAAUUUUGGUUCCUC
This is a messenger RNA of Capsella rubella, 1828 nucleotides long. RefSeq lists its product as uncharacterized. The record is from RefSeq and is a predicted model, not a curated record. NCBI's taxonomy places the organism in Eukaryota, Viridiplantae, Streptophyta, Magnoliopsida, Brassicales, Brassicaceae. The coding region runs from base 96 to 1643 and encodes 515 amino acids. The transcript has 2 exons.